AUGAUGGUGGUUUUCGGCGAGAUAGUAGUGCCCGAAGGUGACUGGCAAUGGUCGACGAUAGCCGGCGGCGGUGGUACUAUAGAUGGGAAGAGAAGAGAGGAGAAGAGGAGAGAGAGAGAGAAUAGUUGGGUGAGUAUGGUCGAAGAAGGAACGCACUUGAACAGAGAAAUGGUUGAGAUUUUCCCUAACAGUUCCAAAUCAGAGAACCAGUAA
Messenger RNA from Lactuca virosa, 213 nucleotides. The record is from the annotation of a GenBank genome assembly. Lineage: Eukaryota; Viridiplantae; Streptophyta; Magnoliopsida; Asterales; Asteraceae.